UGUGCACCCAACUUUGACUUAUCAAUCGUUACUACACAGAUUAGUCACCGCCUUCUCAAAGAGAGAACAAAUAACAAGAUCACACUCUCGAAAAUCUCGCCGUCUGCUUUUUUGGGUAAAAAACUGCACUGUCUGUUCAUGAUGAUUCCGAAUGCCUCUUCUAUAUCAAGCUAUGGCGAUUUAAAUCUGUCUUUACGACAUCUUCUGUUAAAUCACCAUAAAGUGUUGGCUUCUCCAUUGUUCAGCCGGAAAUGCAGACGUCGAAAUUUCCGAGUUCACAGCCAGUCCCAGAAAAAAGAAAUGCAGAUCAGAAAGUUUUCUCCCGUUUUAGAAGGUGGCGUGCUAUCAGAAAAUGGGGUCUUACAUUCUACCGAGUGGAAGACAGUUCCUGACAUUUGGAGGACAUCUGCCGAAAAAUUUGGCGAUCGCAUAGCAUUAGUGGACCCGUACCAUGACCCUCCAACAAAUAUGACUUAUAAGCAGCUAGAGCAAGAGAUUUUGGAUUUCUGCGAAGGAUUAAGAGUCAUUGGAUUAGAACCAGAGGAAAAGCUUGCCCUAUUUGCUGAUAAUUCGUGCCGGUGGCUUGUUGCAGAUCAAGGUAUUAUGGCAACUGGAGCUAUCAAUGUUGUGAGAGGUAGUAGAUCAUCCGUCGAAGAGCUUUUUCAGAUAUACAGCCACUCUGAUAGUGUUGCAUUAGUAGUGGAUGGUCCUGAAAUGUACAAUCGGAUGUUUGAAACAUUCCACUCACAAGCUAGAGUAAGGUUUAUCAUUUUGCUAUGGGGAGAGAAAUCAAGCUUAAAAAGCGGAGAAGUAGAAACUCCCAUAUAUAGUUAUAAGGAGAUAAUAAAGUUGGGACAAGAAAGUCGUACAGCUUUACUUCAUUCUGGAGAUGCUAGGAGGCAGUAUACUUGUACAGCUAUCAGCUCUGAUGAUAUUGCGACUCUCUUGUAUACAAGUGGCACCACGGGUAAUCCUAAAGGCGUGAUGCUAACACACAAGAAUCUUCUACACCAGGUCUCAACCUUAUGGGACAUUGUGCCAGCUGUUCCUGGAGAUAGAUUUGUGAGCAUGCUUCCACCUUGGCAUGCAUAUGAACGGGCCUGUGAGUAUUUCAUAUUUACUCAUGGUGUUGAGCAAGUAUACACCACUGUCAAGAAUCUGAAGGACGAUUUGCGCCGUUUUCAGCCUAAAUAUGUUAUAUCCGUCCCUUUAGUAUAUGAGACGCUUUGCAGUGGGAUACAGAAACAGAUCAGUACGAGUUCUGCUUCUCGUAAAUUUGUUGCUCUUCUAUUUUUAAAGAUCAGUUUAGCAUACAUGGAGGCCAGGAGAAUUUAUGAGGGGAAGUGUCUUGAGAGGAAUCCCGAACAACCUACGCACCUUGCUGCAUUUUUUGAUUGGCUAUUGGCUAGGAUCAUUGGUACCAUAUUGUGGCCGUUGCAUGCAUUGGCAAAUAAAAUUGUCUAUAGUAAAAUUCAUUCUGCUAUUGGCAUAUCAAAGGCUGGCAUUAGUGGAGGGGGCAGCUUGGCUCCACAUGUCGACAGGUUCUUUGAGGCGAUUGACAUAAAGCUCCUAAAUGGAUAUGGUUUGACAGAAACGUCUCCUGUGGUUGCCGCUCGACAUAUGAACUAUAAUGUUCUUGGUUCAAUUGGACGGCCUAUUCGAGACACGGAAAUAAAAGUUGUUGAUGCUGAAACAGAUGAGGUUCUUCCUCAUGGAUCGAAAGGCAUUGUGAAAGUAAGGGGCCCACAAGUGAUGAAAGGUUAUUACAAGAAUCCAUUGGCGACUAAACAAGCAAUAGAUGAGGAUGGUUGGCUAAAUACUGGUGAUAUUGGUUGGAUUUGUCCUCAUCAUUCUAGAGGACGGAGUCGUCAUGCUGGAGGAGUAAUUGUUCUAGAAGGACGUGCAAAAGAUACAAUAGUCCUUUCGACUGGUAAACUAAGCUUCGAUGUUGAAAUAACUUGUUACAUCCAACUUCAUAAGCUAACUGAUCAACGGCGUCUCGGAGCUAUAAUAGUCCCAGACAAAGAAGAGAUUCUCGUGGAGGCUAAAAGGUUGUCUCUAAUGGAAUCUGAUGCCUCGGAGCUUAGUAAGCAGAAACAGAUUAAUCUGUUGCAUGAGGAGUUGAGAAAAUGGACCAAGGAUUGUUCGUUUCAAGUCGGGCCCAUCCUUGUGAUUGAUGAACCUUUCACGAUUGAUAGUGGUUUAAUGACUCCAACCAUGAAAAUCCGAAGAGAUCGGGUUGUAUCCUUACAUCGAUUCUCUCGAGAGUUCACAAACCGUAUUAAUGACGAGGAAGGUUUUUUUAGUGAUGCUACUAAUACUUGUGCGGGCUUGCCUGUUCUGCUCAAGCCUAUUCUGUUCAAGCUGGCUGAGGAAGACUUGUGA
Molecule: messenger RNA, 2385 nt
Organism: Striga asiatica
Lineage: Eukaryota; Viridiplantae; Streptophyta; Magnoliopsida; Lamiales; Orobanchaceae
Source: the annotation of a GenBank genome assembly